Molecule: messenger RNA, 726 nt
Organism: Alternaria arborescens
Lineage: Eukaryota; Fungi; Ascomycota; Dothideomycetes; Pleosporales; Pleosporaceae
Exons: 2
Coding region: 1-726 (241 amino acids)
Biological process (GO): transmembrane transport
Molecular function (GO): transmembrane transporter activity
Source: RefSeq, a predicted model, not a curated record
AUGCUAUCUACCACGCUUCUCUUCGCUCUUGACAACACCAUUGUCGCCAACAUCCAACCAGCCAUCAUCAAUGACUUUGGGCAUCUCGAGUUACUUGCAUGGAUUGGAACCGGCUUCGCACUCGGCACCAUGUUCAUUCUCCUUUGGGGAAAGGUCUACGGUAUUUUCAACAUCAAGUGGGUUUACGUCUUCAACAUCUUCUUGUUCGAGGCUGGCAGUGCUCUUUGCGGUGCCGCUCCGAACAUCGAGGCACUCAUCAUUGGCCGUGUGAUUGCUGGCGUCGGUGGCUCAGGGAUGUACUCAGGCACUCUGACUUAUGUUUCUGUUCUCUGUAACAGUCAGGAGAAGCCAGCAUAUCUUACCGGUAGCACCGUGGUUUGGGGUAUCGGCAGCGUCCUCGGUCCAGUGGUCGGCGGCGCCUUUACGAUGAUCAGUGCCACCUGGAGAUGGGGGUUUCAUAUCAAUCUUCCCAUCGGCGCCAUCUUUGCGCCUGUCUACCUCCCACUCUUCCCCAGCAUCGAUACUCAUCCAUGCAAGACGCUCGCGGACAAACUUCGUCUGAUCGACUGGAUCAACGCUCUUAUCUUCCUUUCUGGCUCCACCUGCCUGACAAUCACGCUGACCUUUGGUGGAGUCAUCUACUCGUUCGUUUCUGGCACUGUAGUCGCGCUAUGGACUAUUACAGGUGUUCUUUUGAUCACCUUCAUCGUCAAACCCGGAUUUUAG